Messenger RNA from Staurois parvus, 403 nucleotides. Lineage: Eukaryota; Metazoa; Chordata; Amphibia; Anura; Ranidae. The record is from the annotation of a GenBank genome assembly.
AUGCAGACUGCUUCUACAAACAUUUGUGAAAGACUGUGCAAUAAGUCCAUCCGUGAAAUUUUGCUUGCUACUAAAUGUUCCAUAGUCAACUGUUAGUGGUAUUAUAACAAAGUGGAAGCAACUGGAUACAACAGCAACUCAGCCACGAAGUGGUAGGCUACGUAUAAUGACAGAGCAAGGUCAACGAAUGCUGAAAGGCACAGUGCGCAGAAGUCGCCAACUGUCUGCAGAGUCAAUAGAUAAAGACUUUUGUUUGGCCUUCAGAUUAGCACAACAGCAAUGCGUAGAGAGCUUCAUGAAAUGGUUUUCCAUGGCCGGGGUAGCAGCUUCUCGGCCUUACAUCACCAAGUACAAUGCAAAGCGUCAGAUGCAGUGGCGUAAAGCACGCUGCCACUGGACUCUA